AUGAUCAUAAAGGUGAAAACUCUAACAGGCAAAGAAAUUGCCGUCAGCUUAAACAAUGAAGACCCCAUUUACCGUAUCAAAGAGCUUCUCGAAGAAAAGGAGGGAAUUCCACCUUCGCAACAGAGACUGAUAUUCCAAGGGAAACAAAUCUCAGAUGAACAAACUGUUUCCUCCGCAAAACUUGAGAAUGGCAUGCAGCUCCAUCUAGUUUUGACACUAAGGGGUGGCAGGUAA
Molecule: messenger RNA, 234 nt
Organism: Zygotorulaspora mrakii
Lineage: Eukaryota; Fungi; Ascomycota; Saccharomycetes; Saccharomycetales; Saccharomycetaceae
Gene: RUB1
Product: NEDD8 family protein RUB1
Exons: 2
Coding region: 1-234 (77 amino acids)
Biological process (GO): protein neddylation; regulation of proteolysis; modification-dependent protein catabolic process
Cellular component (GO): nucleus; cytoplasm
Molecular function (GO): ubiquitin protein ligase binding; protein tag activity
Source: RefSeq, a predicted model, not a curated record